AUGAGUAUCAAUGGGGCAACCCAAGAGAAGAAAACAAUCCCAUUUAGUCCAAGGCAAACUUCGGUCGAUAGUAUUUCCACACCAAAGUUAAGGCGGAAGAACUCCAGAGCCAUCCCAUCUCGAGGCUUUUGUAGGCGGUUGAGCGACUGCAUUGUCAUGGGGCCUGCAGUCAAUCAACUGCCCCACCACCAAGAGCCACCACCUGCAAUGAAACUCGACCACCUCAGCCGGCAGGUUGAAGAAAUACAGAAGGAACUUCAAAAGCACAAGGAGCUAAAGCGCAUGUACAAGACGAAGCUAGAAAGAACACAAGUUCAUCUAAAACAAUGUCUUCAAGUAGCACAAGACAAUGGUUUCUUAGACCUUUUACUUAACAAGUACAAUAAAGAGAUGGACCCCUCAAUUUCUCCUAGUAUUACACGGUCCAGCAUCGGACCUCCAAUACCUUCUCCGGCACAACAACAUUUUGAACUUGCAGCCCUCGUAGAUAAAGCCAAGACGAACGGGUGGUACAUCGAGCCUAACGAGAUUCAACUGAAUGAAUUGGCUGCACAAGGAAGUACUGCAGACAUAUACAGAGGAAGAUGGAGAGGACUUGAUGUUGCGGUAAAGUGCAUGUACCCCGAUUUCUUCGGAUCAAACGAGAAUGGAGUCAGUUUCUUUGCACAAGAAGUCGAAACCCUAUCAAGACAAAGACAUCCUUUCGUUCUACAGCUGAUGGGCGCAUGCCUUGACCCUCCAGAAAAUUGUUGGAUUGUAACCGAUUUUUUGUGCUCCAACCUUAAAGAUUGGUUGCACGGUCCAGGAAGUCGAAGGAAGGAACGAUCCAUCCCCCUUCCACCAUUGAAGGAGAGAUUUGAAAAGGCAUUGGAAAUUGCUCAAGCAAUGCAAUAUCUUCACGAAAACAAGCCUAAGAUCCUUCACCGCGACUUGAAACCUAGUAACAUUUUCUUGGACGAUGCAUUGCACGUUCAGAUUGCAGAUUUUGGUCAUGCUCGAUUCUUGAGCAAUGAAGAAAAGGCGCUAACUGGAGAAACAGGCACAUAUGUUUAUAUGGCACCGGAGGUGAUCCGGUUUGAGCCUUACGACGAAAAAUGUGAUGUAUACAGUUUUGGCAUCAUUCUGAAUGAGCUGAUGAAUGGGGAAUAUCCGUACAUUGAAACGGAUUAUGGUCCUUCCAAGAUAGCCUUGGAAGUUGCAGAAAAUGGACUAAGGCCAGCAAUUCUUAAGGCUGAUCAACAACUUGGAGAGCUAAUUGAAGUGAUACAAAAAUCAUGGGAUGAAGAACCUACAAACAGACCAUCAUUUGCAGAAAUAACAUGUAAUUUGAGAAAGAUCCAAAAGGUUGAAGAUGCAAAAUGGGCUGGACCGCCAAAGUUUGGAACCUUAUUUAACUUGGCUGAGGCACUGGUAGAGGUCUUGCCAUGGGCCGGUUCACCUGAAAAACUCAGGCUAUUUUAA
This is a messenger RNA of Fraxinus pennsylvanica, 1461 nucleotides long. The record is from the annotation of a GenBank genome assembly. NCBI's taxonomy places the organism in Eukaryota, Viridiplantae, Streptophyta, Magnoliopsida, Lamiales, Oleaceae.